Chaetura pelagica (chimney swift) is the source of this 1186-nucleotide messenger RNA. It is a transcript of the gene HOXB2, whose product is annotated as homeobox B2. The transcript has 3 exons. Lineage: Eukaryota; Metazoa; Chordata; Aves; Apodiformes; Apodidae. Gene Ontology annotation, biological process: regulation of DNA-templated transcription. The record is from RefSeq and is a predicted model, not a curated record. Gene Ontology annotation, molecular function: DNA binding; DNA-binding transcription factor activity, RNA polymerase II-specific. Bases 113 to 1186 code for a protein of 357 amino acids.
GAACCAUCAUCAUCAUUGCCAUAAAAACUGAGGCCCUCAGAUUUCUUUCCUUCUCCCCCGCCUCUUCCCUCUCCCCCCUCCCGCUUUUUAAACCCUGGGCCCUGGAAAAGCCAUGAAUUUUGAAUUUGAGAGGGAGAUCGGGUUUAUAAAUAGCCAGCCUUCGCUCGCAGAGUGCCUGACGUCUCUUCCCGCUGUCCUGGAGACAUUUCAAACUUCAUCAAUCAAGGACUCGACAUUAAUUCCUCCUCCUUUUGAGCAAACCGUCCUCAGCCUGAAUCCUUGUUCCAGCAGCCAGGCAAGACCGAGGAGCCAAAAAAGAGCAUCUCAUGGCCUGCUCCAGCUCCAGCCCCAGCCUCCGGCACAGCCCGGCCCCUUGGCAGCGGAAUUCCCCUGGAUGAAGGAGAAGAAAUCGUCCAAGAAAGCUACCCAGGCUCCAUCUUCUUCGUCCUCUUCUUCCCCCCCAUCAUCUUCCUCGAUGCCGGUCCCUGCCGCAGGAUCUCCUGCAGAUAUCCAGGGGCUGGCAGACACCAGCGGCUCCAGGAGGCUCCGGACCGCGUACACCAACACGCAGCUGCUGGAGCUGGAGAAGGAAUUUCACUUCAACAAAUACCUCUGCAGGCCCCGGCGGGUGGAAAUCGCGGCUCUGCUCGAUCUCACCGAGCGGCAAGUCAAGGUCUGGUUCCAGAACCGCCGGAUGAAGCACAAGAGGCAAACCCAGUACAAAGAAUCCCCCGACGGGGACCUCGCCUACCCCAACCUGGACGAGGGCAGCGAUCCCGCGGAGGAGGCUGAGGAGAGCCCGUCUUUCGGGCCAGCUCCGGAGCCCAGAGGGCCCUACCAAAGCAACAAACCGGGGAACGAAGAGCCCGAGAGCCCCCGCAACAAACCGGGGAACGAAGAGCCCGAGAGCCCCCGGUUCGCGGUGGCCGGGGCGGAGCGGGAGGCUGCGGGGGAGCCCGGCACCGCCGCCGGCCCCUCGGACCCUGCCUACCCCGAGAGCCAGGACUCGCCUUUGUUGCCAGAGCUGAGCAUCUUCUCUGCAGAGUCCUGCCUUCAGCUCUCGGAGGGGCUUUCCCCUAUUCUCCAGGGCUCCCUGGAGAGCCCCGUCCACUUUUCCGAGGAAGAUCUGGACUUUUUUACAAGCGCACUUUGUACUAUAGAUUUACAACAUCUAAAUUUCCAAUAG